This is a messenger RNA of Haliotis rubra (blacklip abalone), 2280 nucleotides long. RefSeq names its product synaptotagmin-5-like. Bases 147 to 1622 code for a protein of 491 amino acids. Gene Ontology annotation, molecular function: calcium-dependent phospholipid binding; SNARE binding; clathrin binding. The transcript is spliced from 6 exons. Gene Ontology annotation, biological process: regulation of dopamine secretion; regulation of calcium ion-dependent exocytosis; cellular response to calcium ion. NCBI's taxonomy places the organism in Eukaryota, Metazoa, Mollusca, Gastropoda, Lepetellida, Haliotidae. The record is from RefSeq and is a predicted model, not a curated record. Gene Ontology annotation, cellular component: membrane.
CCCUACCCGGAGUGCGUCUCUCACCUGCUAAUCACGAUGAAUAAGUCAUUCAUGUCAAACACCAUCUAGCUCCCCACUGAUUCCAAUCUCAUUUAGCUGGGACAGUAUUAUCCAAGGGAGAUAAUCCCAUUCAGCCUGUAUUGACCAUGACCAGUCAAAGCAUACCAGGCUAUUUAAUAGCAGUGUACGCCUGCAUACCGGCUGUGGUACUCACACUGGUGAUAGUGCUUCUGUAUGUGUUCUGCUCCAAACGUUACCGCCUCAACUGGUAUGAGCGUACACUUUUGGAAGAGAGGUGUUCGGACCAGGUGAGUCCACUGUUACGAAGGGACCAAGCAAAUUCAUUCAUGUCCGGGACAGCCAAAGGAAGAGGGAUACGGGCUGGGAGUUUAAAGACCGAAUGGCUCCUAAACGUCCGCAAGAUGGGGAGUAGUCCCAGUUCGCCAACUGCCGAUGCCAGUGAAAAGUUUUGGGUACCACCGACAGUGAUUGAACGGAAACGAGCGCAGAGUCUGGUACCUUCUCUAUCCCGCAAUGAUAGUGACGAAGAAAUAAGUUCCGGUGUAGUUACACCUGCCUCAAUACCUGGUCUCCGAGAGUUGGCCUUCACCUUUCCCAGUGAGAAGCUGACCGGCCCAAUGAUGGGAUCCGAGGCUGUUCCAUCGACCCCACCCCCUGCCUAUAACCAACGAAGAAGAGCUUCGAUGCACGACGCUAUCGAUUUCACUAAAAUUGACACAAGACUUUAUGACAAAAAGCAACUAGUACGACAGAGCUCUGUCUCAUCACUCCAGGAGGAGCAGCAAGGCUCCAUCAACCUCAGCAUGGAAUACAACAAGGAGACGUCAAUACUCACAGUACAUAUGAUACAAGCAAGGGACCUCGUACCGAGGGAUUUCAGCGGCACCGCCGACCCGUAUUGCAAAGUUUCGUUACUUCCCGAACAAAGGAGUAUAUUACAAAGCAAGAUUCACAGGAAAACAGUCAACCCCGAAUUUGAAGAGGAGUUUGUUUUCGAGGUGUCCUCGCAUAAGUUAGCCGUGACAACUCUGGAGGUGCUAUUGUUUGAUUAUGACCAGUUCUCACGGGAUGAGUGUAUCGGACAAGUGCAUGUGCCACUGGAGUUGGUAGAUCUCAGUGAAAAGGUUAUAUUGUGGAAGGGGAUCGUACCGUGUGAGAAAAAAGAUCAACAUGCUAUAGGAGAUCUGAUGUUCUCGCUGUGUUAUUUGCCCAGCGCCGAGAGACUUACCAUAGUUGUUACCAAAGCCAGGAAUCUCAGGCACUCAGAGGAAGGGAAGAUAACUCUAGCUAAGAAGACACUUGAUCCGUAUGUGAAAGCAACCUUAUCCUUUUCUGGGAAGAAGUUAAAGAAGAAGAAGACGUCAACAAAACACAACACAACAAAUCCUGUUUGGAAUGAAGCACUGGUGUUCAACCUUGGCAAGGAGUUCCUCAACAAUAUAUGCUUGGAGCUUGCAGUAUACCAUGACAAUAAGAUCGGUAACGAUGAACUGCUGGGUAAAACUCAGCUCGGUCCCACCUCCGAAGGAGACGAGAUUGCUCACUGGAAGGACCUGAUCAGUGCCAAGAGUGCAGUUGCUAGGUGGCACAACCUCAGCUGACGCCAGGACGACGACGAGAUGACGGAACUAAACAAAACCAUGUGUCUCAAAUGGUUGUGAAGUGGGGAUGACCAACGUCAAUACUUCAUGGGUUUAGGCUUUCGUUACAUUCCUCCAUCGCCUGUGACUACAUCUGUGGUGGUGUUGCUAAUUGAAACAACAUCCUGGGGAUGAUGAUCUGGUUUGGGGAUGAUCUGGUUCAGGGAUGAUGAUCUGGUUCGAGGAAGAGCAAAGCCACCAGUAGGUGCUCCGGGUAAUGAACAUUUUGAUAGGAUCCCGCAGCUGGCAAUAUUUCUCAUACAACAUCUGCAGAGCUGUGGCUGAGUCACUCCACGCAUUGAUUUCAAGGGUUUGGCACUCACUGGAAUCUGGUUUGGUGGACAUGUGGUUCUUCUUGGCCACUAUAUAUUCAGUAUUGGGCAACUGUAUUUCUUGCACACAUUUCAUGCAGAAAGUACAGCCCAUUUGAAUUUUAAAAGUUAAAUGACUCAUGUCACAGUUUAAGAAACACAUGUGUCACAACUAUGCUGCAUUGUGUCCAGAUGUAUCCAUGGCGAUGUUUUUGUUUGUUACUUUGGUUUGGUUUGUUGUUUUAACUCCGCACUCAGCAAUAUUCCAGCUAUAUGGUGGUGGUCUGGAAAUAUUUGAGUCUGGACCA